CUACAGCUCCUUCGCAGCCUACUUCGUCCUGCUGGUGGUGCUGUAUCUGAAUGGAUACUUCUCGAUCGAAGAUGAUCUCGGAAACAAAUCAGACACCAUCGGUGACGCUGCCGUUAUGGAAAAGAUGGAAGCUGGCUUGCGCCAAGCUGGCCGCCUCGGACUCCAAGUCCCUGCUGAAGAAGUAUCUGACCAAGGAAGUCUUCGACGCUCUGAAGAACAAGAAGACCUCGUUCGGAUCCACCCUGCUGGACUGCGUCCAAUCUGGUACGUAUUGAG
Aedes aegypti (yellow fever mosquito) is the source of this 276-nucleotide messenger RNA. Its product is annotated as arginine kinase-like. The record is from RefSeq and is a predicted model, not a curated record. Gene Ontology annotation, molecular function: kinase activity. Lineage: Eukaryota; Metazoa; Arthropoda; Insecta; Diptera; Culicidae. Bases 51 to 275 code for a protein of 74 amino acids. The transcript is spliced from 2 exons.